UCCUCGGCUCCACGUGCGGCGGCGGAGCGGGGAAGUUGCCGGCGGCCGGCGCUGCGGACCUCGCUCCUCUCCCGCCGCUGCCCGGCCCUCCCCGUCCCUCGGGAGAACGCGGCUCCGAUUUCUUGCACAGCCAGCCGCUCAACGGAAAGGGAGUUCUUCAGUCUCUUGUUUCAAAAGACCUUGGACAAUCUUCUGCUGUUCCACUCCCUUUGGUCCCACAUUUCAGCAAAAAAAAAAAGAUCCAAAGAGGAGGAUGAGGCAGCUUAGAGGAAAACCCAAAAAAGAGACCUCCAAAGAUAAAAAGGAGAGAAAACAGGCAAUGCAGGAGGCCCGGCAACAGAUCACCACCGUGGUGCUUCCCACGCUGGCCGUCGUAGUACUGCUGAUUGUUGUGUUUGUUUAUGUAGCGACUCGUCCAAAUACAACUGAAUGAUGCAGCUUUUCAGACUCUCUAGCUUUGGGAUAUUAAUUUCACCAAGAGCCAAAAGGAACUCUCUGCCACUCUUUUAGUACUUUGCAAAGGAUCUUGCUGGUAUUUUCAGUCUUUCUUUUGGCUAGAGUCCCACGGAUUCUCUUUAGGAAUGUAACAUAAAACGUAUUAGUGAAUGUGCCAGUACGUUUUAUGGUCCAGUUAUGUGCCUUUCAGACUUUUAAAAAUGGUGUUUUUCUUAAAGCUGUUUGAAGCUCUAUAUUGUAAAAGGAAAUCGUGUUCUGCUAUAAAUUUGUAAAAAAUCAGCUUUCAGCUUUUAUCACUGUUACGGAUAAUGUUGCUCCCAUGAGCUCUUGUAUGUCUAUUUCAGAACUUCCAAAGAAGUACAUUUCUUCUUUGUACUUAAUGUCAUAUGAAGUGCUUUGAUUCAGAAAGGAUAUAUUUAUUUUUUGAAUAAAAGAAGUCUUACUUGGAAUCUUCAAAUUAUUUUGCAAAAAAAUUGUGACAUUGUGAAAGCCUACAUUGUGUAAUGAUUUUUUCAUCAACCACUAUAUAGUUCAUUCAAAAAGAAUUUCUUUUUGGUGCGAGAUGCCAACAUGCAAAGUGAAUACUUCAGGAUAUGCUGGAUGGAAUCUUACAGAAAUUGGACAGGGAGAUUCUGCCAGGUUAUGGUGAGGUAACUGAUAAAAAACUACAUAAACACAGUUGCUUAUCUGAAUGUUCAAUAUUUGAAACCGUGUAAGUGGCAAUAAAAAGGUGGUUUUGCAUACA
Hirundo rustica (Barn swallow) is the source of this 1201-nucleotide messenger RNA. It is a transcript of the gene SMCO4, whose product is annotated as single-pass membrane protein with coiled-coil domains 4. The record is from RefSeq and is a predicted model, not a curated record. Bases 254 to 433 code for a protein of 59 amino acids. NCBI's taxonomy places the organism in Eukaryota, Metazoa, Chordata, Aves, Passeriformes, Hirundinidae. The transcript has 2 exons.